AUGGAAAAUAAUAUCAGAAAUAUUGAAGAGGAAGAAUUGCCGACAUGCGAUAAAUUAUUUAGCCUCGAAUUAUUGGCGUUCAAAUUGAUCGGGUUGGGUUCACUACAAAGUGCAUUUGAAAAAAAUAAUAAAAUUGCUGUAACUUUUUUAGAAAUAUUUCUAUUUUUAUGCGGCUUCGGUGUUUUAAUUGUUCUCGUAUUUAGUGCGUCGUAUACUGUGAGUAUUUUUUUAAGCAUUGACUUAACUCUGGCUUGUGAAAUACUGACAUUUAUAUUUUCUACAACAAUAACUUUGGGCAAGGUAUUGAGAUUGUGGAUCUAUAGGAUGGAUCUGAUUAAAAUACUGAGGGAAUUUAACGACCUGUGGGAGGAAAACGCGAGAAAACGGCAAGAUUUAAAGGAAGAGAUUUAUAAAAUAAUCAAUGAUUCUAAGCCAAUACGUUAUAGUUAUUUUAUUGUCGCUGGUUUGUUGAGUAUGAGUUACGGAAUGCGUCCUUACUUUCUAAUGUUAUGUUAUUUUCUAAAACAAUCUGAAAACAAGACAAUGGAUCUAAAAGAAACGGUUUAUCCAAUAAUUUACCCGAUACCAUCAGGAACAUGGCCAGGUUGGCUCUCAUGCGUGACAUACGAACAAGGAAUAAUUUUCUUUGGAAUGAUAUAUUGGAUUGCUUGUGACACACUAUUUAUUCUACUUACUUCUCACAUUUGUGUCCACUUUAUGAUUAUAUCUAACGACUUAUACAAAUUACACGAUAAUCAUCAUGAAAACAAUAACGAUAACUACAAAUUAAUAGGAGAACUAUCAAGACGUCAUCAGAAAAUGUUUGUAUUAUGUCAAAAAAUCGAAACUCUUUAUAGUCCAAUCGUUUUACUAACAGUAUUAUUUAAUGGCGUCGAUUUAUGUUUUUGUAUUUUUGCACUGGACAAAGAAAUAUCUGAAGGUCAUUGGAUCAAAGUUGCAAGAAGUAUCACACAUGCAUUGACACUGUUUAUUCAAAUAAUUAUUUAUUGUAAUUUUGCGCACAUGGCUACUGAACAAACUAAAACAGUAAGCGACGCCAUCUAUAAUUCGUCAUGGUUAAAUUGCGAUACAAAAAUGAAGAAAAUAAUGGGAAUAAUUAUGAUGCGGGCUAACAAGGAGUAUAAAUUUGCGGCUUAUGGUUUAUUGAUACUCGAUCGUGAACAAAUGACUCGGAUUGUCAAGACAACGAUGAGCUACUUUACACUCCUGAGAAGUUUUUCGUAA
Microplitis demolitor is the source of this 1245-nucleotide messenger RNA. RefSeq names its product odorant receptor 22c-like. Lineage: Eukaryota; Metazoa; Arthropoda; Insecta; Hymenoptera; Braconidae. Gene Ontology annotation, molecular function: odorant binding; olfactory receptor activity. Gene Ontology annotation, cellular component: plasma membrane. The record is from RefSeq and is a predicted model, not a curated record. The transcript has 8 exons. Gene Ontology annotation, biological process: sensory perception of smell; detection of chemical stimulus involved in sensory perception of smell. The coding region runs from base 1 to 1245 and encodes 414 amino acids.